UCUGAUUUUGGUUGGUAUAUUUACAAAUGUAGUGAAAAUGAGUGCAUCUCUAGUUCGUAAGGGUUUACAAAUUGUAGAUCCACAGUAUGAUAAACCCAAUAAAAGGAAAAAGAAAUCUGAUGUAUUUACGCUUGCUCCCCAGAAUCACAAGUUGAUCAAAAAAGUUCAAAAACAGGGAAAAGAGUUUAAAAUAAAUUUAUUAUCCACUGAAAAGAAAUUAACAGUAACUGAAGCAAGAAAAAAUAAUAAAUCGAAGGAACAACUACUUGAAGAGAAUCUACGAAAGUUAAAACGAAUUAAAAAAGCUAGUCGAGUACAAUUGGAUAAGAAUUUAGUAAAACAGAUAAUUGAUAGGGCGGUAAAUAAGCGACCAAUAAGGAAAAUUAAACCCAAAACGGAGAAGAAAACGGCAUUCACAGAAGAAGAUUUCAAAAAAUUUGAAGAGGAAUAUCUCAAUUAACAAUGGCAAUUACAGAUUGCACUUUAGGAUAUGUCCGACUAACAUUCGGUUGCGGAAUUUUACUACACAUGUUCUUCCAAUUGAUAAUUUUGCCCAUUUUACCCGUUGAUCAUAACCCAUUAGAAAAAUACACACCAACGACAAUGAUAAUCUUAAUUUGUGGAACUUUUGGUUUAAUUUUCAUCGGAUUUUUAUCUUUAUUUACAAUAAUUGUAAUACAUAGAUCUAAAUCUUAAUUUUAUUAAAAGAAAUACACGAAAAA
This is a messenger RNA of Diorhabda sublineata, 722 nucleotides long. Its product is annotated as active regulator of SIRT1-like. The record is from RefSeq and is a predicted model, not a curated record. Lineage: Eukaryota; Metazoa; Arthropoda; Insecta; Coleoptera; Chrysomelidae. The coding region runs from base 38 to 460 and encodes 140 amino acids. Gene Ontology annotation, molecular function: enzyme binding. The transcript is spliced from 4 exons. Gene Ontology annotation, cellular component: nucleolus.